This is a messenger RNA of Musa acuminata AAA Group (dessert banana), 918 nucleotides long. RefSeq lists its product as uncharacterized. The coding region runs from base 43 to 573 and encodes 176 amino acids. NCBI's taxonomy places the organism in Eukaryota, Viridiplantae, Streptophyta, Magnoliopsida, Zingiberales, Musaceae. The transcript has 2 exons. The record is from RefSeq and is a predicted model, not a curated record.
CUCCACAGCAAGCGGUGUCGCUACCUCACCAACAAACUCGCCAUGUUCUCCUUUCCCAACGCGCCCUCCUUCUUCCUCCUCCUCCUCGUCCCUCUCCUCUUUCUGCUCUCCCCCGCUUCCGGCGCAGGGUCCCCUGCCUCGUUGUCGAACGGCACUACCGUUUACGACCUCCUCUCGGAGUACGGCCUGCCGCCAGGCAUCCUCCCGGACACCGUCAAGUCCUUCUCCCUCGCCUCCGGCGGCCGGUUCGUCACCAAACUCUACGGCGCCUGUUACGUCGACUUCGAGUACGUGGUGUACUACGAGCCCCGCGUGUCGGGCGUCGUCAAGUACGGCGCCAUCGAGGAGGUCCAGGGCGUCCAGAUCCGCCGCUACCUCGUCUGGUUCAACGUCGACACCAUCAGGCUCGACCCCUCCUCCUCCGACUUCAUCUACUUCGAAGGCAGUUGGAUCUCCCUCAAGCUCCGGAUCGACCAGUUCCAGACCGUGCACUCUUGCAGGGGCAGCCUCUCGCUGCUCGGCCGCGCCAAGGAGGUCGCCCGUUCCAUGUUCGAGUCAUUGUUCUUGGAUUGAAAGAAGAAAAAAAAUCAUUUUGGGGCACUAAUUCAAUGCUUGCUUACAUUUACAUAACUAAUUUUUAGAAGAGAGUUGGCCAUCCUUACGGUAUGGGAGUAAAAAUAUUGUAUGUUUUACUGAGAUUCUUAGCAUAAGUUGACCUUUUCUCCUUGCAGCAAAAAAAAAUAAAAACUAUGAUUCCUUUUUUCAUGAAAGUGUAUCUGAGCCUACACAAUGCUGGGUGAGCUGUUAUUAAAGUGAUUUAACAAUGCUUAUUGUCGAUUUCAGAGCAUUUUCGCACCUCAACUUUGAUGGAGUAAUGUGAGAGAAAAACCAGUAUGCCAAUGAAUGGAAAGCCUGAAG